AUGAAGUUUGUGAUAGUUGGAGGAGGAAUUGCUGGAGUUUCAUGUGCUUCGCGACUACAACAGUUCGAGGAUCCGGAAGAUGACAUCGUUUUGAUUUCAGGAAGCGGUUAUGUGAAAUGUAUUUCAAAAUUAGAAAAAGUUGGACAGUUCACAGAGUUUUUGGAAGUAGAAACAGUAAACAAUAUUGCACAAGACAAACGUAUUCGAUUAAUAUUCGCAAAAGUUGUAGAGUUUUCCCCACAGGAGAAGAAGUUAUUGCUUAACAAUGGAGAGAUUGUGUUCUAUGAUAAGCUAUGCAUAGCUACUGGUGCUACUCCAAAAGUUACUUGUUCCUCCAGAAAACACCAUGUUCUGAGAGACACGGACACUGUCAAAGACUUUUCUAAAAGUCUUCAAGCUUGCAAAAGUAUUGCUAUUGUUGGAAACGGAGGGAUUGCAACAGAUUUAAUUUACGAAAUUGGAUGUUGUCAUUUGGAUUGGAUAAUCAAAGACAAAAGCAUAUCCUCCACUUGGUUCAUACCCGAGGUAGAACAGUUUUUAGAGAGCAGGCUGAAGGCUGGACGAACAGAUAAUAAAAAGAUAGCUGAAAGUAUAGUAGGAACCACAAGUUUCAGCUCCAGCACUGCCGAUAACGGCGUACAUGGAUGUGCUCCCGGUCCAGAUUGGAAAGAAACUGUUUCAUUCCUUGGUUCAUCUGAUGCGAGAGAUGUUCGCAUAUACAGAAAUUGCGUCAUCACGGACAUCAGAAACGAGCAGGAGCAAGUGGAGCUUAUUACUUCGAACAAUGAUCACAUAAACGCUGAUAUAGUAUUGUGGGCGACUGGAGUGGAACCUGAUUCUCAAAUUUGGAGCAAAUGUGGCUCAUUGAAAAUUGCAGAUGAUGGCGGUAUAUUAGUUGAUAACGCAAUGAAAACAUCAAUAGAUGAUGUGUAUGCUUGUGGUGAUGUGUGUACACCAUCUUGGAUCGGUCAAUCAGAGAAUUGGAAACAGAUGAGAACUUGGACACAAGCUCGUCAAAUGGGAGAUUAUUGCGCUCGCUCCAUGAGUUCGAAAGUUCCAGGUUUAGAUUUAGACUUCUGUUUCGAAGUUUUCGCUCAUGCGACAUAUCUCUUCGGGUAUAGGUGUAUCUUCCUAGGAGAUUUUAAAGGUGAAAGACACGAAAACUGGUAUAUAAGAGAGAGAAUAAUAGAAGAAGACAGUUAUGUUUGCUGCAUAAUGAAAGAUCACCGAGUAGUUGGGGCUACAUUGAUUGGAGAAACAGAGCUCGAGGAAACUCUUGAGAACCUCAUAUUAAAUAGGACAAGUUUAGAACUUAUCGAAGAGAAUUUUCUGGAUCCGAAUAUAGAUAUACAAGAUUUCUUUGAUUGA
Molecule: messenger RNA, 1368 nt
Organism: Auanema sp. JU1783
Lineage: Eukaryota; Metazoa; Nematoda; Chromadorea; Rhabditida; Rhabditidae
Source: the annotation of a GenBank genome assembly